CUAGUUUAGUAGUUGACCGGCGCAGAGCGCCAAUGCGACGAAGAGAAGAACUCGGCUGCUCGACUGCUGUGUAGUAGCGCUGUAGAGUACACCCGUACACCCAGGCCAAGCGAAAAGGCGUGAAAAAAGUUUAGCGAAUUCUCGUGUAUCCGGCCGUGCGGCGACGACGACGACGACGGACGGUGGGUGCCGUAUUGUUGCGUUACCGCGGAUCGUCGCGUCUCGCGCGUGUGUGCGUAACUACGUGCGUGACACGUACGAGGCGUGUACCUGUCCGAGGUGCGGUGCGUGCGUGUUCGCGCUACGAGAGAUCAUCGUCGACCGGAUUCUAAUAUGCCCGAAGGAUCGGGCAGGUUCAGGAAAAAGAGGUGCUCCGCCUGAGCCGAGAGUGCUCGGAGCUGCGCGCAUGCCUCCGUGCCCGCUCCUACGCCAUUUUGGAGAUAGAAUGUUAAGUUUUGGAAUGGACUGACAGAGGAUUAAGCGAGACUAUAAGAUUUAGGGUAGAGGAUCGAAAGGCGAGUGGACGUCUAAAGGUGUCUGAGAUAGGGGGACCUGGGCAUUUAAUUAUUAACACAUUUACUAUGCCAGCUGUUCCGAGGCCUGGUAGCCUUAAGGACCCAGAGAUCGCUGAACUGUUCGAGAAAAAUGAUCCGGAGAAGAUAUUUGAGGAUCUGCGCGAGAUCGGGCAUGGCAGUUUUGGGGCUGUUUAUUAUGCACGAUGUCUGGUUACCAAAGAAAUUGUUGCCAUUAAGAAAAUGUCCUAUUUGGGCAAGCAGACCGUUGAGAAAUGGCAGGAUAUCUUGAAAGAGAUUCGAUUCCUUAGGCAACUUAACCAUCCCAAUACGAUAGAGUAUAAGGGCUGUUAUCUCAGGGACCACACUGCCUGGCUGGUAAUGGAAUAUUGCCUUGGCUCUGCAUCGGACAUCAUCGAAGUUCACAAAAGACCAUUAAAAGAAGACGAAAUAGCUGCUAUUUGCGAGGGUGUGCUCCGCGGUUUGCACUAUCUUCACUCCCUCGGGAGAAUUCACAGGGAUGUGAAAGCGGGGAAUAUUUUACUUACUGAAAAUGGCACAGUGAAAUUGGCAGAUUUCGGUUCCGCGAGCAUAAAGUGUCCAGCAAAUAGCUUCGUUGGCACACCGUACUGGAUGGCACCGGAAGUGAUAUUAGCUAUGGACGAAGGACAAUACGAUGGGAAAGUAGAUGUAUGGUCUCUGGGGAUAACAUGCAUCGAAUUAGCGGAACGGAAACCACCGUAUUUUAAUAUGAACGCCAUGAGCGCUCUGUAUCACAUUGCUCAGAACGACACGCCAACUUUAAACUCCUCAGACUGGUCAGACGUUUUCCGUCACUUCGUCGAAGUGUGUCUAACCAAAAGUCCAAACGAAAGACCAACCUCUGGUAAACUGUUAUCACAUCAAUUUGUCACUAGAACUCGUUCACCGCAAGUUUUGAUUGACUUAAUCCAGAGAACGAAAGCCGCUGUUAGGGAAUUGGAUAACUUAAAUUAUCGUAAAAUGAAAAAGAUCUUAAUGAUCGACGCUUGCGAGACUGAGAGUACAGUCGGCGACGCGGAUGAUACUCCCGACGAGCAAACAGGUGGUGAUAGUAGCAAGAGCAAUUCAAUUACCUCGGAGCAUUCGAUCCAUUCAAUGGGCGUUUCCGCGAGCUCUCAAAGUUCCUCCACCAACAGCCUGCCACUGCCAAACGCUGACGCGAACGAUUAUUCAACGGGAUCCGUGCGGAAUCGACAUAAAAUAUCGGCAGGCGGCGUCACUGCCAAUCUCCUUGAACACGGUGCCAAUAAUUUUGCAACAAUUAGGACGACGUCGAUCGUAACUAAACAACAAAAGGAACACAUGCAGGAGGAGAUGCAUGAACAGAUGAGCGGAUACAAACGAAUGAGGCGGGAACAUCAAGGUGCUCUGGUGAAACUGGAAGAACGCUGUAAAAUGGAGAUGGAGUCUCACAAACAAUUAUUAGACAAGGAAUACGAAACCCUUCUACAGCAAUUUAGCAAAGAAUUGGAGAAACUCCAGUUAAGGCAUUUGCAAGAACUAGAACGUAAGCUUAAGCAAAACCAAAAUGCGGAGAAGAAGCUUCAUAAAGAGAUAACAAGCAGGCAGGAAGCGGAUAGGAAGGCGUUGGAGGCGCAGCAAAAGAAAGAGUACAAAGUUUACAAGGAAAGGUGGAAAAAGGAAUUGUCGCAGGACGAGGUAACGCCGAAACGGCAACGGGAUGCGACGCUUCAGAGCCAAAAAGAUAAUUUACGACAAAUGGAGGCGCAAGAAGAGCAGCGGCUCGCAAGAGGCCAGAGGGAGUACCUGGACCUCGAGAUUCGUAAAUUUCGUAGAAAAAAAUUACUUAUCUUCCACAGCUUAGAGCAAGAGCUCCUCCGAGAAGAAUUGAAUAAGAGGCAACAGCAGUUGGAACAAGCACAUAACAUGUUGCUGCGGCACCAUGAGAAGACGCAGGAGCUGGAGUACAGACAACAAAGAGCCGUGCAUGCCCUUAAAGAGGAACAAGUUCAUCGGCAACACGUCACCGAACUCUCUAAUCAACAGGAUUACAUGCAAAGAGCCGAACGCGAUUUGCGCAAGAAGCACGCGUUGGAACUUAAACAGCAACCGAAGAGUCUUAAACAAAAAGAAAUGCAGAUCCGAAAACAGUUCCGAGAGACGUGUAAAAUACAGACGCGACAAUACAAGGCAUUGAAGGCUCAAAUAUUACAGACAACACCUAAAGAAGAGCAGAAAGCUGUUAUUAAGAAAUUGAAGGAGGAGCAGAGAAGGAAGCUGGCUCUGUUGGGCGAUCAGUAUGAACAGAGCAUCGCCGAAAUGCUUCAGAAACAAAGUAUACGUUUAGACGAGUCGCAAGAAGUCGAAUGCCACAAUCUUAAGGAGAGGUUGCAUUACGAGUUAGAAAUUUUAAUGGCGUAUCAGUCGAAAAACAAAAUGCAAGCCGAGGCGCAGAGGAAUCGUGAGCGCCGCGAGUUAGAAGACCGAGUUUCGGUCAGGCGGGCUUUGCUUGAACAGAAAAUGGAACACGAAACUCAGGAAUUCCUUCGCGAGCGCAGCGAACGGAUACGUCUACUCCACGAAAGGCAGGAACACGAGUUGCAACAGUUUGACGAGGAAAGUGCAAGAAUAGGAUUCAGUGCUCUGGCGAUAGCUGAGGCAUCGAAAGAAUCUUACCCAGACGAUGAAAGCCUCAGUGGCUCGAUGUUAAGCCUGGCUCACAGUAAUAGUUCUACAUCCUUCCCCCCUAAUAGUCUUUAAUUUUAAUCAUAUUAAUAGAAUAUGUAUGUAUGUACGUUUGCCUGUAGCGAGUGCAUUAACGAGCCUACUACUAACGUUUAAUUCGACGACUUACAUGCAUAACAAGAAGGUCGGCUCGUUGGAUGCAUCGAAACCCCCGAACCGGCGGCGGUUUGUCAGGGUUGGGAAUGUGUAUUGGACUGAAAUUAAUGUAACAGCAUAUUUUUUAAUUAUCGAAAUAUGUCAAUGUGAUCUAUCUGGAAAGAGAGCUUCAUAUUGAAGAAGAACUUAGA
Messenger RNA from Ceratina calcarata, 3547 nucleotides. It is a transcript of the gene Tao, whose product is annotated as Serine/threonine-protein kinase Tao. Gene Ontology annotation, molecular function: ATP binding; protein serine/threonine kinase activity. Gene Ontology annotation, biological process: protein phosphorylation. NCBI's taxonomy places the organism in Eukaryota, Metazoa, Arthropoda, Insecta, Hymenoptera, Apidae. The transcript is spliced from 12 exons. The coding region runs from base 582 to 3275 and encodes 897 amino acids. The record is from RefSeq and is a predicted model, not a curated record. Gene Ontology annotation, cellular component: cytoplasm.